UCAAUUGUCCCCCAAGUCCCUCAAUUUCAUGCACUCCCCAAUUCUACUCAGAUAGAACAGUUAUUUCAUCCUCUAUACAUUUUCGAAGCAACACACCACAAGACGAGUGCAAUCACCCGGACAACAGAAGGGAAAAAAAACCACGAUGCCAUCCGCGGACAAUCCCCCUUCUCCCGCCGGAGUAACAGCAACAAGCCCGACCACAUCACGAUCGCUCCAACCCCCGAUCACCGCUCUCCUCAUCUAUCCUCUCACCCUCAUCGUGGGGUCUCUUUUCUCCGUCCUCUCGCCAACCGCCUACGGCAGCCGUGAUCCGAGCGCCAGCAGCAGCCCACUCCAGAACCACCCAUCCCCCUUCGCCCCAACCAUCGCCUCGGACCUGCACCUCUCCUUUCCCGCCGCCGUCAAGCCCGUCAACUAUUUCGCACGCAAGGACAACGUCUUCAACCUCUACUUCGUGAAGAUCGGCUGGCUCUGGACAACUCUCGCCUUCGUCCUGCUCCUCCUCACCCAGUCCGCCUACACCGGGAGCGGCGGUCGCGGCGGCGCGGGCGGCAACACUGCCACCGCUGCUGCUGCUGCUGCUGCUGCGCACCGGUCCCGCCGCACGACGCAGGCUGUCAUCCGGUACGCGCUCGCCACGACGGUGUGGUACCUGACGACGCAAUGGUUCUUCGGGCCCGCGCUGAUCGACCGCAGCUUCGUGCUGACGGGCGGCAAGUGCGAGCGGGCAAUCCCCGAGGCGGAGAACCCUUACACCACCACCGACUUCGGGACGCUGGCGACGGCCGUGGCGUGUAAGGGGGCUGGCGGGGCGUGGCGCGGCGGGCACGAUGUCAGUGGACAUGUGUUCAUGUUGGUGUUGAUGACUUCGUUGAUUGGGUUCGAGGCUUGGGGCGCCAGGCUGUCCCGCGAGGAGGCGGAUUCGAAGGAGAAGAAAGAGGGGGAGAAGACGGAUGCGCUUGAUCAGGAGGGGGAUGCUGACGAGCAGGAUGUGUUCGUAGUGUGGUCGGCCCGGUUGGCGUGGACGGUCGUGGGCCUGGGGAUGUGGAUGUUGUUGAUGACGGCGAUUUGGUUCCACACUUGGUUUGAGAAGGUAACGGGUCUUCUGAUUGCACUAGGCACUGUUUAUACGAUUUACAUUCUCCCUCGGACGAAUAUCCCGUGGAGGGAGAUUGUGGGGCUACCUGGGGUUUAGAGGGUUGGGUUUUGUGAUUUUAUGUUUGUGGCGUUGAUAGAGUGAUGGAUGUUCGAGGGAGGGGAGUUUCCUCGGGCUCUGAUAUACAUACUGUACAUGUUUGCAUUUUUUUUUGACUACUGGUUGACUGACUCUGUAGAGUACGCUUACCUCAAUGCAUCAGGCA
Aspergillus brunneoviolaceus CBS 621.78 is the source of this 1364-nucleotide messenger RNA. RefSeq names its product putative inositol phospholipid biosynthesis protein Scs3. The coding region runs from base 146 to 1198 and encodes 350 amino acids. Lineage: Eukaryota; Fungi; Ascomycota; Eurotiomycetes; Eurotiales; Aspergillaceae. The record is from RefSeq and is a predicted model, not a curated record. The transcript has 2 exons. Gene Ontology annotation, biological process: phospholipid biosynthetic process; lipid storage; lipid droplet organization. Gene Ontology annotation, cellular component: endoplasmic reticulum membrane.